Molecule: messenger RNA, 3059 nt
Organism: Blepharisma stoltei
Lineage: Eukaryota; Ciliophora; Heterotrichea; Heterotrichida; Blepharismidae
Source: the annotation of a GenBank genome assembly
AUGAACUUCAAUAAAAAUAUAAAAGCGAAAUCCAGCACUAGCUUAGAUCUACAAAGGCAAUCAUUCUUCAUAUUUAUGUGUGCUUCUUAUGUUUGCUUUGAUAGUAAGUAUGCUAUUUAUCAUCAACUUAUUUGCUUUCUCUUAUCAUUUUUAUUAGAAAUUAAAACAAUAUGAUCUUUACAAUACUUUAACUGUAUUGAAAAUACAAUCCAAGCCUGCAAAAUGGGAUCAAUAUCUUUGACGCUUCUGAUAUUUAUUUUUGGAGAAUUAUUAGACAAUUCUCUCUUGAUUUUGGUUUUCACUCUAAUUUUUCAACCAAUCCUACUUUUUUAUCUAAUAUUUUAUACUUUAAAAAGUUAUAAAAAUACUAAAGAUUAUGAUAAUAGUUCAAGAAAUCAAUUUGAUUUUGAAAGAAAAUAUCGCCUAUUGCUAAUUAAUCCAAAUCCAGACAAUAAAUAUCAAAUUUUGAAAUUAUUUGACAAACAGUGAAAAAUGAUCCAUUUUAAGAAAAACAAACUAUUUGUGAUAUGGGAGUUUAAUUUUUGUAUUUAUAUAUUAAAUGAUGAAAGACUAGCCAGAGUGAAGCUCACUAAGUUAGCUUUGUGUGAAAAUAGCUUUGAAGGAAAUUUCCAAGAGUGAAAAGUGCUUAAUUGGCUGAAAAAUAGUGAGGGUAGGGAGUUUCCUGAGAUAAAGUAUUUAGAGUUCUUACAAAAGUUUGGGAAAUUAAAAGAACGUGAUGAAGAACUAUGCUAUUUAAUUAUAAAAUUGCAAACUGAGUUUGCAUCUAGAGCACCAAGGAUUCGCUGAUUGGAAAAAUUGUCAACGAAAACAGCAAAAAUAAUGCAAAAAGUUAAUGAGGGAUAUAGCCCGAGCCUCCUGCUGGCUCGAGCUGUCUCGAAGUCUAUCGAUAAGUAGGGGAGUUAGUUUGGCCAGUUCCUAGAUGGAAGCUCUGCUUGCCACAGGAGAUUUGCCAUCUGGGAGUUGGUUUACUCGCAGGUGUUGAUAAAGCCAACUCCCUGAUGACGCCAGGAGACAAAGGAUAGUCCAAGCCAAAAGGAGGCUCGGGCUAUAUAAAAUAGACACAGAAAAAUAUAAAAACACUGACUCCCUACUUUGAUUAGCAGGCAAAUUGUUUGCUUUCUAAUAGAAAGCGAUUGAUUUUUUUUUUCUUCAAAAAUUAUAUUAAUAUAUCCAUAACUUGAAAAUUUGUAAAUAUUUGAAAUAUUAAAAAUUUAUGUUUUAUAAGGAUGCAAACUCUUUAAAAUUUAAUAUAAUUAACUGAAGAUCUCAUUAUUAAAUUAUUAAUAUGUAUCAUUCUAUUAUUUGCUAAUAAAAUUAUAUUAAAAAUAAUAACUAGGAUUCAAAUUCACAAAAUGCAGAUAUUUAUAAUAGGUUUUUCUCAUUAAAAAGAAAGGGACUGAGACUGUUAGCCUAUACGCAAGUUUUUUAAAAAAUAUACUAAAGAAUUAUAAUGAUUCAAUUUUAUUAGAAAAAAAGAGAAGUCAGAUUGAUUAUACGCUUCGAAAAGACUACUAUUUGGAGAAAUAUGGAAGUCAAAUCGGAAUAUUACUUAUAUCAUGCGAACAGAAUUCUUUUGGAAAUAUUAUUUAUCUUAAUGAUAUGGCUUCAGAGAUAUUGAAAUUGUCUAUGAAUGAAAUUUGUGGAAACUCAAUAUUUAGUUUUAUCCCUAGUUCUUACAGAAUCAGCCAUGAAAAACUUAUGAAAAAGUUUGUUAACGAUUCAAAAAGCGUACAAAUUCCAUGUCAUAACUAUUUAUUUUUCGAAAGUCAAUAUGGCUUUCUUAUAGAAUGCGAUGCGCUGAUAAAAUUAACUGCAUUUUAUAAUAAUUGCUUUUAUUUAAUAUAUAGGAGUUUUCCCUAUAUGGCCCGAUAAGGGCCAUGGGUUCUCCGUGGAAUCCCUCUGUUGGUCAAACCAGCAGAGGGAUUCAACGGAGAACCCACAGCUCUUAUCGGGCCAUAUAGGGAAAACUCCUAUAGUCUAUUACACAAAUUUCUGAUUUUGCAAGAAAUGUAGAAGAAUUCUCCACAUGUCAAAAAACAUCAACAUGUGAAGCCUGCAUUUAUGUAAGAUUUCACAUGCAGAUUUUUUUUUUCAUAUGGAGAAUUUCCUCUGCAUGCCUUGCGCAAUCAGAAAUUUGUGCAACAUAUGAUAUCAUUCAAUCAAAAGCAAGCACCCAGGCAAUUUGCAUUAAUUUCGGAAGAAGGGAUAAUAAUAGGCCAUUCAGAACUUUUUUCAAAUUGUUUAGGAUGUAAUUUCCAAUGUAUUAAAAACAAAAAUAUUUCUGAAAUUUUCCCUUUUAUUGGCAUGAAUAAAUUAACAGAAAAUCUGCCAUGAGUAGAAACAAUAAAAGGUAAAGAUAUUGGUUUAAUAUAUAUUAAGAAAAUUAUAAGGGAGGAAAUACUUAAUGUUUUAAAAUGCAAUUUAUUUAAAAUUGAACAGAAUUAGCUAGAUAUUUCAUUAUAAUAAUUAUCAUUUAUAUCAAAAUAUUUUUUGCUUGCUCAUGGAGAGAGGAUUUUGGCAAAAAAUAAGGAUUUUUCUAACUUUUUUGUUCGCUCAAGUAGGGGGAGUUAAUGUUUUUAUAUGUGAUUGAUAAUGAAUCAGAAAUUAAAAAAAUCGAAAAUUUUAAUGAUUCAUGCAAUGUGAAAAUUUCCUUCACAUUUGAACAAAAUGAGGAUUGCCCUCAGAUUAAUGAAAUUCCUCACGAAAAUAAAUCAGAAGCUAAAAAGCUGCAAAUAUUAUUCGAAAACGUUGAAGAAACUUCACAUAUCGAAUGCGAUACUGAUUUUACACAACAGAAUCAGAUAUUUUCAGAUAAUAAAAUCUGCAAUCCUUCAUCUCUUACACGAAGUAGUAUUUAUUUACUCUCCUUUGCAUUCUUGAUCAUAUAUUUUAUAAUUAGUUUUAAAAAAAAAAGAAAAAAAUGUUUUUUUUUUUAAAUCUUGAGGAAGCUAGAACAGUUAAAAAAUUUGAUUUUUAAAUCAAAGCAAAAAAUAGCCACGCUUAAGUGUGUCCUAUUUAUUGUGGUAAAAAAUAUUUAG